AUGUUCGAGGACUGCGUGAAGUCCGCCGAGGACCAGUACGUGUUCUGCGAGGACGAGGGCCCGUGGGCCGUGGUGCUGGAGUCCCUGGCGGCCCUGGGCAUCACGGCGACCCUGCUGCUGCUGCUGGCGGCGCUCUUCCUCCUGCGGCGCGUGCGGGACUGCGCCCACUGGAACGCGCUGCCCACGCUGCUGCUCUUCCUGCUGGGCGUGCUGGGGCUCUUCGGCCUGGCCUUCGCCUUCGUGCUGCCCCUGAGCCACGGCACGGCGCCCGCGCGCUUCUUCCUCUUCGGGGUGCUCUUCGCCCUGUGCUUCUCCUGCCUGCUGGCCCACGCCUCGCACCUGACGCGGCUGGCCCGGGGCUGCGGGCCGCUGUCGUGGCCCACGGUGCUGGGCCUGGCCGCGGGGCUGAGCCUGCCGCAGGCCGUGCUGGCCGCGGAGUACGUGACCCUGGUGAUGACCCGGGGCCCCACCUUCGCGCGCCUGACGCCGCACCAGCUCAACGUGGACUUCGUGGCGCUCACCAUCUACGUCAUGGCGCUCCUGGCGCUGACGCUCGUCGUGUCCAAGGCGGCGGCGCACGGGCCCUGCGCGCGCUGGCGCCGGCCCGGCUGGCUCGUCUUCGCCGCGGCGCUGGCGUCCGCCGUCCUCUGGGCCGCGUGGAUCGGCAUGCUCACCUGCGGGAACCCCCGGCUGCAGCGGCAGCCCCAGUGGGACGACGCCGUCAUCUGCAUCGGCCUGGUGGCCAACGCCUGGGCCUUCCUGCUCAUCUACGUCCUCCCCCAGCUCUGCCUCCUCUACCGGGCCUACCGCCAGGACUGCCCCGCGCCCGGCCACGCCUGCCCGGCCCCCGUCUACCAGCGCGGCCUGCGGAUGGACAACCAAGAGCUAUCCCGAGCCCGAGACAGUGAAGGAGCUGAGGAGGAUGUAGACUUAACCCCCCAUGGCGUUCCCCCUUCAGCCGCAGACUGCUGA
Perognathus longimembris pacificus (Pacific pocket mouse) is the source of this 972-nucleotide messenger RNA. It is a transcript of the gene Gprc5d, whose product is annotated as G protein-coupled receptor class C group 5 member D. Lineage: Eukaryota; Metazoa; Chordata; Mammalia; Rodentia; Heteromyidae. The transcript is spliced from 3 exons. Gene Ontology annotation, molecular function: protein kinase activator activity; G protein-coupled receptor activity. Bases 1 to 972 code for a protein of 323 amino acids. The record is from RefSeq and is a predicted model, not a curated record. Gene Ontology annotation, biological process: G protein-coupled receptor signaling pathway. Gene Ontology annotation, cellular component: intracellular membrane-bounded organelle; signaling receptor complex; plasma membrane.